CGUCAUCAGCCACAGUCGACCUGCUCCAGACACACUCUGUGACUGAGGGGGUAGAAAACGAACCGCCUGUGUAUUCUGGAUGUUUCCUCCCCAUAGAGAGAAAGAAGACAUGAAAGGGAUGAAAAAUAGCCCCCAAAAACCCCCCAAACAUCGACCCUUCAAUGGAAUUGACUGCUGUUUUUCUGAAUGGAAGCAGGGAUCUUGGUGACCAUGGCGUCGACCAAUGAGAGCGGAGUGCUGAGCGAUCAGACGGUUCCCGAUGAAGAUGAGCAGAGGAGCGUCCGGGGGGUGCAGUCUCAUUACCUGCGCUCCCCCUCGCCCAGUUUCUCGAUGGCGUCAGAGUCCAGGUUCUCCAUGAUCUCCGGCUCGGAUGCAGCGAGCAUCUUCAUGGAGCCCAUCCACCUGUCCUCUGCCAUCGCUGCCAAACAGAUCAUCAAUGAGGAGCUGCCCCCCCGCAGCGUGAGGGCCGAGUCCAUCCCGGAGUCGAUGCUGGAGUCGGCCGAGCAGCUGAUGGUGGAAGACCUCUACAACCGGGUGAAGGACAUCAUUGACGACCGCAGCCCCUACAACACCCCCUGUGUGCUGGACAUCCAGAGGGCUUUGGUGCAGGACCGCCUGGAGCCCCUUGACAACCCCGUGGACGAGGUGUGGCCCAACAUCUUCAUCGCUGAGAAAUCUGUGGCGGUGAACAAGGCCCGUCUGAAGCGGAUGGGCAUCACGCACAUCCUGAACACGGCGCACGGCACCGGCGUUUACACGGGAGAGACGUUCUACGCCGGCAUGAACAUCCAGUACCUGGGCAUCGAAGUGGACGACUUCCCCGACAUCGACAUCGCCGUGCACUUCAGACCCACUGCUGAGUUCCUGGACGAGGCUCUGCUCACACACAGAGGGAAGGUCCUGGUGGUGUCCAUGAUGGGCGUGAGUCGCUCCGCCGUGCUGGUGGCGUCCUACCUGAUGAUCUUCCAUAACAUGAGCAUCAUGGAAGCCCUGACCUCCAUGAGGAAGAAGCGCGCCAUCAACCCCAACGAGGGCUUCCUGAAGCAGCUGAGGAACCUCAACGAGACCCUGAUGGAGGAGCGCGACGAUGACGACGACACGCUCAGCCAGUGCUCCGUCAUCGAUGCUCGGGCGCGCAACCGCAUCUUCGGCAACGGCGUUGACGACGAGGAUGAGGAUACGGAUAAAGAGGAGGAGCAGAGCAUGAUCGAGGUGAAAGCGCACUCCAUCAUGAUGGAGGAGGAGGAGGACGGAGGAAGCGUGAUGAGCAGCGUCGCGUCCUCCGCGGCUGCAGCGGCGCUCAGGAGCGGCUUGAUUGGAUUGAACAACCAGGGAGCUGGUCAGGUCCAGGAAGAGAUCGUCCUCCCUGAGCAGGAGGGCGGAGAAGACGACGAGGACGGACUCGACAGCAUGAUCCGCGAAUGGCAGCGGAGGAACGAGAAAUACAAGGACGACGACUGGUGGGAGGCGCAACUGAACAGCGACGGCGAAGACGAGGAAUCUCUGGCCGGCGGACGAGUGAGGAAGGAAGGAGCUGACGCCGACGUGGAGAGCGUCACCAGCGAGGACGUUCGAGUUGUGAAGGAGCGGUUGAAGCAACGCGGCAGGCGUCCACCGACCGACGCCAUGUCCACCUCCAGCUGCAGCAGCUACUCCGACCUGUGGAGGAACCGGUUGAGGGAAAUCGAGGAACAGGCCGCUGCACGCUACCGCAAGAAUGAGGACGAGGAAGGCAGCGAGAGCACGGCUAGAGAAAGAGAGAAGAAGAAGGUGGACGAGGAAGUGGAGAGCAUCAUGUCAGACACCAGCUCCAUGUACAACUUCUGCCAGAAGAACAAGGAGAAGAUGACGCCUUUGGAGCGCUGGCGUGUCAAGAGGAUCCAGUUCGGCUGGAACAAGAAAGACCGCGAGGAUGGCGAGAAAAGUUCAGUAGGAGAUGGAGACGGAGGCGAGGGAGAGAACAAGACGCCAGCCUUCCAAGACGUCAACCUGACGGCGUAUCAGUCGUGGAAAAUGAGGCAGCAGAAGCGCCUCGGGGAGGAGAAUACUCACGAGAUCUUGGAGAUGAGCCGCGGCGAGGACUCGGCGACGGUGAAGCGGAGGCAGAGGCGCGAGGAAAUCCUAGAGCGCUCCAAGAAAAAUCUGGAGGAGAGUCAGUCUAUUUGCAGCUGGGAGAACGAGAGCGUGGUCAGCGGCAGCACGAUCCCACUCUCUGCCUUCUGGGCCGGCGCCGGAGUCACCGGCCCACCGAGUGCCGCCAACGAUGACACAAUGUCCAUGCUCAGCGGCAGAUCCUCCGUCAUAUCUUCAGUGUCGCAGCCUCGCAGCGUCAGAUCAGCGCAGGGCGUUCCUCCGAUCCUCCCGGUCCCUACGGUUCAGGGAGCGGGAGGAGAACCCAUGGUUAACCUGGCGAGCAUCCAGAACUGGAUCGCUAAUGUCGUCUCCGAAACCAUCAAGCAGAAGCAGAACGAGAUGAGCCUGGCCCCCCUGUCACGAGCCGGGUCUGAGGUUAGCUAUGGCAGUGCGGCGAGCCUGACGCCAGGGCGGGUCGGUGACGACGAUAAGGCGUCGCUGUUGAGCGGCGCUUCCUAUUCAAGCGCUCUGUCGCAGGGGCGAGGCCAGGCGGCAUCCGUCCUCUCAGGUGGCCGGGCGGCGUCCGUCCUCUCAGGUGGCCGGGCGGCGUCCGUCCUCUCAGGCGGCGGGGUGAGCGGCCUCUCCGGUCUGAACCUCGGCUCCAAGAAGAACAAGAUCACCACCACCAGCGUGCCGCUCUUCAGCCUCUUCCAGGACCAGGUGGACAUGGGAAAACUGAACGCCAUGGACAAGGAGAUGAAAUCCGAGAUGAGGGGCAAGAUGUCCACCUACGAGAAGAAAAAGAUCCUGGAGGACAACAAGCGCAGCACCUUGUAUAAGAAGAAGAAACCAAAGGAGGACGAAGAAGACGAGGAGGAGGCUGAGAGGAAGAAGAAAGAGGAGGAGUUCCUCCAGGAGCCAAAGAAAAAGGAGAGACCUGUGAGGAACUUCGGCCUCUCCGGGUGCUUGAAUCUGAACCCGGCGCUGGAGAGAGAGAAGAACACCAGCAUCGACGACUGGCUGGCAAGCGUCCGGCCUCCUCCUAGGAAAGCGGCGCCCGGAGCAGAAUUCGUUGAGGAUCCCUACGAUGAUCUUGAUGCAUCCGCUUCCGAGUUCGACUUCUCGAGCCGCAGGGCCUCGUAUGCCGUCGAAGAAGAAGAGGAGGAAACCUAUGCCUCCAGAUUCAGAUCACGCUUACAAGAGGAGCCUUCAAGCGACGCCGAUUAUUCCUGUAACGGGUUCGCUCAGUCACACACUCGGCCAGGGAGGACGCACGGCGAGGAGAGCUACCAGGAUACCAACACCAAGAGGAAGUUCGCCCACCAUUCUCGAUACGAAAGCAGCGAGACCGAAGGGAGGAGCAGCAGGAGGGAGGACGCCAGUGGGGAAGAGGACGACGACAUCGCCACCUUCAUCGCCCAAACCAGGCAGAGGGUCAGGGCCCGGGCCGCCGCCGAAUCCGAAGACGACGAGGUGCUGACAGCCUGGCGGGCGCAGCAGGACGCCAAAUCACAAAGCAGGAGUGAGACUUAGGGCUUCAGGAAAAAAGGUGUGACGUAUUCCUACCGGAGACCAGCUGUGAGGUGCAUCGAGAAAAUGGAACUAGUAAAUGUUCAGAUCAGGUGGAAAAUUCACACUUCUUAUAAUUAGUUUUCAUAAAGAUGAAUAUUAGUGUCUGAAUUGUUAUCAUAACUACUUUAUACCAUGAUGAAGGUUUGGUUGCACCACCGUCGAAUGUAAAACUGAUUGUAAAAAUCGUUUAGUAAAUAUUUUCAUGAAAGACGAUGUGACAAAUUAUAGCAAUAAAUAUUCUAAAAAAUUA
Messenger RNA from Eleginops maclovinus (Patagonian blennie), 3895 nucleotides. RefSeq names its product dual specificity phosphatase 27 (gene styxl2). Gene Ontology annotation, biological process: protein dephosphorylation; negative regulation of MAPK cascade. The transcript is spliced from 6 exons. The record is from RefSeq and is a predicted model, not a curated record. Lineage: Eukaryota; Metazoa; Chordata; Actinopteri; Perciformes; Eleginopidae. The coding region runs from base 187 to 3606 and encodes 1139 amino acids. Gene Ontology annotation, cellular component: cytoplasm. Gene Ontology annotation, molecular function: protein tyrosine/serine/threonine phosphatase activity; MAP kinase phosphatase activity.